UCGCGUCCAGGUGAGGCCGGCCGGCAGACCCCAUCCAUCCAUGGAGCAUCACCCGAAUCGACGUGUCGAAUCCACAUUUACCGCCGCACAAGCUCGCACCAAUGACUUCGCUCGCUUUCCCCUGCCGCGCGUCACCACUGACGCCCGCCUCCAUUUCCCCUCCCGUCCCGUCGCCGUGUAUAAAGAUCCGCCGCUCGCGACGAGCUGCUCCCCAUCGCCGCCUCAUCGCCGCCAGGAGUUCGAGCUCCCCCCGAACCGUCGCCAUGGCCGCCGCCGCUGCCGCUGCCGCACCGGUCAUCUCCCCGAAAGAAAAUCUGCCCCCUUCGCUGACCUCCACCUCCGAGCCCCCUCCACUCUUCGACGGCACCACCAGGUUGUAUGUUGCAUAUCACUGCCCGUAUGCGCAGCGCGCUUGGAUUGCCAGGAACUACAAGGGUUUGCAAGACAAGAUCAAGAUAAUCGGGAUCGAUCUCGCAGACAGGCCGGCUUGGUACAAGGAGAAGGUUUACCCACAGAACAAGGUGCCUUCACUGGAGCAUAACAACGAGGUGAAAGGAGAAAGCUUGGAUUUGGUCAAGUACAUUGACAGCAAUUUCGAUGGCCCAGCAUUGCUCCCUGAUGAUUCUGCAAAGAAGCAGUUUGCCGAGGAGCUGCUUGUGUACACCGACGAGUCCAAUAAAGCACUAUACUCAUCCAUAACCUCCAAGGGAGAUGUGGCAGAGGAAACUGUUGCUGCGCUGGAUAAAAUAGAAGCGGCCCUGGGAAAGUUCAGUGAUGGACCUUUCUUCCUUGGCCAGUUCAGUUUGGUGGACAUUGCAUAUGUGCCAUUUAUCGAAAGGUUUCAGAUAUUCUUUUCUGGUAUCAAAAACUAUGAUAUCACCAAGGACAGACCUAACAUUCAGAAAUUCAUCGAGGAAGUGAACAAGAUCGAUGCGUACACGCAAACGAAACUGGACCCACAAUUUCUGCUUGAACACACAAAGAAGCGGCUUGGGAUUGAGUGAAGAUGUGACCAAGGAUGACCAAGAGGCCAGGGAACUACUGCAGCAUGGAAGAUGAAGAUGAAGACACUCAGGAGUGUGCUUGCUUGCUAGUACUAUAUACUAUACUUUGAAUAAAAAGAUGCAUGCUACUAAGGCCCUGCCUUUUGAGAAUAAAUUAAGUGGUUGUUUUGUGAUUAUAGUCUUUUUAGGCGUUCUGUGAUUGUGGUUUGACAGUGUACAAUAUUGUGAGUAUGUACGUGCAAUUAAUAUACUGCCUAAUAUCAAUUAUCCUAGUACCUAGUA
Molecule: messenger RNA, 1286 nt
Organism: Aegilops tauschii subsp. strangulata
Lineage: Eukaryota; Viridiplantae; Streptophyta; Magnoliopsida; Poales; Poaceae
Product: protein IN2-1 homolog B
Biological process (GO): protein glutathionylation
Molecular function (GO): glutathione transferase activity
Source: RefSeq, a predicted model, not a curated record